UCUCUCUUUCUCUCAAUGCAGGUUAAGCUGCUGUGAAAUGACAGAUGAAGGUUGUUCUGCUGUGACUUCAGCUCUGAAAUCAAACCCAUCACACCUGAGAGAACUGAACCUGAGCUGGAAUAAACUAGGAGACUCUGGAGUGAAAAACCUCAGUGAUCUACUGAUGAACACACAAUUCAAGCUGGAGAAACUAGAUCUGUGUAGAUGCAGUAUUACAGAGAAACAGUGUCUCAUCCUGACUUCAGCUCUGAAAUCAAACCCAUCACACCUGAGAGAACUGAACCUGACAGGGAAUAAACUGGGAGACUCUGGAGUGAAAAACCUCAGUGAUCUACUGAUGAACACACAAUUCAAGCUGGAGAAACUAGAUCUGUGUGAUUGCAGUAUUACAGAGAAACAGUGUCUCAUCCUGACUUCAGCUCUGAAAUCAAACCCAUCACACCUGAGAGAACUGGACCUGAACUAA
Molecule: messenger RNA, 466 nt
Organism: Labeo rohita (rohu)
Lineage: Eukaryota; Metazoa; Chordata; Actinopteri; Cypriniformes; Cyprinidae
Product: ribonuclease inhibitor-like
Exons: 3
Coding region: 38-466 (142 amino acids)
Molecular function (GO): protein binding
Source: RefSeq, a predicted model, not a curated record